This is a messenger RNA of Bipolaris victoriae FI3, 2604 nucleotides long. RefSeq lists its product as hypothetical. The coding region runs from base 1 to 2604 and encodes 867 amino acids. Gene Ontology annotation, biological process: proteolysis. Lineage: Eukaryota; Fungi; Ascomycota; Dothideomycetes; Pleosporales; Pleosporaceae. Gene Ontology annotation, cellular component: cell wall; membrane; cytosol. The transcript is spliced from 5 exons. Gene Ontology annotation, molecular function: tripeptidyl-peptidase activity; serine-type endopeptidase activity. The record is from RefSeq and is a predicted model, not a curated record.
AUGCUCUGGGCACCAUACUUCCUAUCUAUCUCAAUCGGUGCUGUAGCUGGAUCGGAGUUGGCGCAGAUAGUUCCAAGAGCUUUCAUCGUUGAAUACAAGGAUGCCUUGCAAGCCCCAUCCGCCUUAAACAAUGUUGGCGCAACUAAAACACUGGAUUUGAAUUACGAAUUGUUUCAGGGCGCUACUAUACAGUUUGAAGAUGAGAAGCCUGUAGGCGAACGCGUGGCUCAAUUACUGGACCUGUCAGCCAUUAGAAACGUCUGGCCAAAGAAACUCAUCCCUCCACCUGAUGCUCGAAUUCAUGAGGUGGCAUCACACAGAUCGGAAGAGUCAGCGUCAGAACAGGUAAUCAGAAGAUCCAACAGCAAUGAUGCGCUCUCGACCCAUGUUCAGACUCAAGUCGACAAAUUACGAGAAAAGGGUAUAACUGGUGAAGGUGUGAAAAUUGCAGUCAUUGAUAGUGGUAUUGAUUACACACACGAAGCUUUAGGCAGGUGUUUGGGACCUAAUUGUUUGGUCGUUGGUGGUUAUGAUUUGGUUGGAGAUAAUUUCAAUGGAACUAAUACCCCCGUUCCUGAUAACGACCCUCAAGAUACUUGUUGGGGCCAUGGUACCCAUGUUGCCGGUAUCAUUGCUGCUCAGCCGAACAAACUCGGCUUUACUGGGGCUGCUCCUGGUGUUAAACUGGCAGCCUACCGGGUGUUCAAUUGCAAGACCUCAACCACGGACGACAUCAUCAUAUCUGCUUUAUUGCGCGCCCAGCAGGAUGGGGCUAAUAUCAUUACUCUUUCACUUGGAGCUAUAAGUGGAUGGAGUGCUGAAGCAGUCAACGUUGUUGUCGCUCGGAUAGUGGCUAAAGGUGUAAUUGUUACUGCUUCUGCUGGGAACUCAGGUGAUAGUGGUCUAUUUAUGGCGCAAAGCCCAGCAGGGGGCAAGGGCGUUGCUGCUAUCACUUCCUUCGACAACACUGUAACGCCCAUAUUUUUGGUGAAUGCCUCCUACGCAGUUUCAGGCAACACGGAACAAAACUUCGAAUAUGCGAUCGGCAGGCCACGCCAUUGGAAGGGCAUCAAGUUGCCACUCUGGACUCCAUCAUUCAAUACUAGUGAGACCGACCAAGCAUGCAAUCCUCUCCCUGAUUCAACGCCCGACCUAUCGGAAAAGGUUGUUCUUAUCCGUCGUGGCACUUGCUUUUUCGAUGAUAAGAUAAAAAACGCGGCGGCACGAGGGGCCAAGUAUUUCAUGUUUUACAACAACGUUCCCGGAUAUCGGUUCCUCGAGUGGAACACAAUCAACGCAACAGCUGUCGGUAUGGUUUCUGACACCCUGGGCACUGCGUGGGUGAGGAAUCUUGCCGCUGGGAAGGUUGUCACACUGGAUAUGCACGACCCCGACACCGCCUCAUUCGAAAUUUUUGAAAGCCCCAACAACGCUACUGGUGGAUUUGUGAGCUUUUUUUCGAGCUGGGGACCCUCUUUUGAGGCAGCUGUACAACCUACAUUUGGUACGCCUGGAGGAAACAUACUAUCGACUUUCCCCGUGCAUUUAGGCUCUUACACUGUCAUGUCCGGUACUUCUAUGGCCGCUCCGUUAGCUGCGGCUAUUUAUGCGCUCGUAUCCAACGUGCGGAAGACUCUCAACCCUCGGGAGCUACAAAAUGUACUCACUGCUACUGCCAAGCCCGUACAAGAAAACAAUAAUGGUGAUAUCAAUCCUUUGCUUGCGUCAAUUGCCCAACAAGGAGCUGGAAUAGCCCAGGCCUACGAUGCUGCAUACGCAACUACUGUCUUGAGCGAAUCGAGUCUUGCUUUCAAUGAUACAGUUCGACUGACCGAUAAGAGCUUCACCAUUUCGAACACGGGACAUGGAGCCAUCACUUAUGAGCUAGAUGUCAUUGGAGCAGCCACUGCUUACACAUUCUCCGACAGUAAAAGGCCAGACCCAUACCCCGGACUUCAACUCGAUGAUUCUUUUGCAGCGGUGCAUCUGAGCGAGUACAAAGUCACUGUCCCUGCAGGUGGCAAAUCGACAAUUUCUGUCCACGUUAUACCGCCGUCAGGAUCUGCCGCUCGACUUCCAGUAUAUGGAGGCUACAUUCGACUCAAUGGCACAAACGGCGAGAGACUAUCCCUUCCAUAUCAGGGUAUUGCAGGAGAUAUGAGUGCGCAUGCUGUUUUGAACACGACGUAUGUGUCGAGCAGCGCUAAUGCUCCCGACUACAGGCCCGUCGGUAGUAACACAAUUUUCGUGAUUCCACAGAUGAACAUCACGAACAUCACUGGUGAUUUUCCAGUUGCUGCUAUCGACAUACUCUUUGGGUCUCCACGUAUCAAUAUCGAGAUUUUGUCAAUAAGCAAUCACACAACCAAUCUAGGCCAUGCAAUCGAUUCACCAAACCAUUGGAAUCCUCGCUGGACGCUUCCCUACACCUGGAAUGGCCAGCUGGCCGAUGAUUCCUACGUGCCACCAGGUAGCUACAAGUUUCGGAUUUCGGCACUGCAUAUAUCUGGCGAUGCAAAUGAUACUAAGCAAUAUGACGUUUCUGAGACUCCGUCAUUCACUAUUAAGUACAAAGAUAUCGACAACGGGACGAAGUUAAACUAG